Dovyalis caffra is the source of this 450-nucleotide messenger RNA. NCBI's taxonomy places the organism in Eukaryota, Viridiplantae, Streptophyta, Magnoliopsida, Malpighiales, Salicaceae. The record is from the annotation of a GenBank genome assembly.
AUGCUUGCAACCAGAGAAGGGUACGCCGAUGCCUGUAAGCUUUUGUUGCAAAGAGGUGCUGAUUGCAGGAUGGUCAAUCAAAGAGGAGAGACAGCGAUAUCUCUAGCUAGGAAAAGUAGUAAAUGUAAGGCUGCAGAAGGAGUGAUAUUCGAUUGUUUGGCUCCUUCUCAUGUGCUACUAGGUGAGGAGCUUUGGAAGCACAAUCGUGAGGGAAGAGGUUCCCCACACGUGAAGGUUAUUCAGAUGCUCAAAUCUGGCUUGUUAACAUGGGGAAAAUCGAAUCGAAGGAAUAUGGCAUGUAAGGAAGCAGUGGCAGGACAAAGUCCAACCUUUUUGAAGAACAAAAGAAAGGUAAAUGAAGCUGGAAAUGAGAUGGUUUUCUGGGUUUUAAUCGAGAUGGGGAGAGAUAUUCAUUUUGAGGCAAGUUCUGCUGCUAAUUCGAAACUUUAG